This is a messenger RNA of Nerophis lumbriciformis (worm pipefish), 3238 nucleotides long. It is a transcript of the gene ddx51, whose product is annotated as DEAD (Asp-Glu-Ala-Asp) box polypeptide 51. The record is from RefSeq and is a predicted model, not a curated record. Gene Ontology annotation, molecular function: nucleic acid binding; ATP binding. Lineage: Eukaryota; Metazoa; Chordata; Actinopteri; Syngnathiformes; Syngnathidae.
GUGGCUGUAAAGUCACACCGGAAGUCUCACCGCACAGCGACGAAGAAGCAGCCCAUGACGUCAUCAAACUGCGCCACGGAAAGCGCUAGAAACACGCGUGUAGUAAAAUGUUGCUCUAAGAGUGGAUUAUGAGUGAAUAACAGACGUAACGACACGGGGAAGUUUUUUAUUUGUAUUGGAAAAAUGGCAUUGUUUCAGAUAAAAAGGUAUCUUGGAGAUGAUGAGGACGGGAUUACUUCAGAUGAGGACGGGAUUAAUUCCAAGGAGGCCCGCUCCCAGAAGUUACUCGCCAAACUGAAUCAGAAGGCGAAAAAGAAGCAGAAGUGUUUACCAGACCAGACACCGCAGCUUUCUGACAAAAAUGAAGGGAGUGUUGAUCGUCCAGAGACUAAAAAGGCUGAUGACAGCAGACAAGAAACCCUCAGACCUAAAAAACGGAAAUCAGACGCUGUAAUAAGUAAUUCAGAACAUGAGGGUAAAAAGAAAAAAAAGAAGAAGAUAAAAGAUGGAAAUGAAAAGCAGAAUUUUCCAUCAGGAAGUGCAGUUAAUAGCCCUUCAGAUGGAAAUGAAAAGCAGAAUUUUCCGUCGGGAAGAGCAGUUAUUAGCCCUUCAAAGGGAAAUGAAAAGCAGAAUUGUCCGUCAGGAAGUGCAGUUAAUAGCCCUUCAGAUAAAAAUGAAAAGCAGAAUUAUAAGUCAGGAAGAGCAGUUAAAAGCCCUUCAGAUGCUCCUGUCACUGUAAAAGAGACGAAAGAUGAAAAGACAGAAUAUCAAAUCCAAAAAGCGGACAAAAAGAAGACUUCUGUUCCAUCUGGAAAUGAAAAGCACAAUUGUCCGUCAGGAAGAGCAGUUAAAAGCUCUUCAGAUGCUCCUGUCACUGGAAAAGAGGCAAAAGAUGAAAGGACCGAAUACCAAAUCCAAAAAGAGGACAAAAAGAAGACUUCUGUUCCAUCUGGAAAUGAAAAGCAGAAUUGUCCGUCAAGAAGAGCAGACAAAAGCCCUUCAGAUGUCACUGUAAAAGAGACAAAAGAUAAGAGGACAGAAUAUCAAAUCCAAAAAGAGGACAAAAAGAAGACUUCUGUUCCAUCUGGAAAUGAAAAGCAGAAUUGUCCGUCAAGAAGUGCAGUUAAUAUCCCUUCAGAUGGACAUGAAAAGCAGAAUUUUCCAUCAGGAAGAGCAGUUAAAAGCCCUUCAGAUGCUCCUGUCACUGUAAAAGAGACAAAAGAUGACAGGUCAGAAUAUCAAAUCCAAAAAGAGGACAAAAAGAAGACUUCUGUUCCAUCUGGAAAUGAAAAGCAGAAUUGUCCGUCAGGAAGAGCAGUUAAAAGCCCUUCAGAUGCUCCUGUCACUGUAAAAGAGACAAAAGAUGAAAGGACAGAAUAUCAAAUCCAAAAAGAGGACAAAAAGAAGACUUCUGUUCCAUCUGGAAAUGAAAAGCAGAAUUGUCCGUCAGGGAGUGCAGUUAAUAGCCCUUCAGAUGGAAAUGAAAAGCAGAAUUGUCCGUCGGUUUCAGGAAGCGCAGUUAAUAGCCCUUCAGAUGCUGCUGGCACUGUAAAAGAGACUAAUGAUGAAAGGACAGUAUAUCAAAUCCCAAAAGAGGACACAAAGAAGACUUCUGUUCCAUCUGGGUUCAUGCUUUUGGGAGGAUAUGAGAACAAACGAGUCAAUAAGGUGGAAAGAGUCUUGCCUCAGUGGCUUGCUAAACCUGACGUUUUUCACAGAGACAUUAAAAGCAAAUUGCUGCCUAUCUCUGACAUCGGAGGAUUGUCUGCGCCGCUGCUAAACAGCCUACAGAAAAAUGGAAUUGAGCAUUUCUUUCCAGUACAAGCAGAGGUUAUCCCAGCCAUCUUGGAGAGUGCACAUCAUGGGCCGCUGAUUGGACGAGCCGGCUUCAAGCCAAGAGAUUUUUGUGUUUCUGCUCCAACAGGCAGUGGCAAAACGCUAGCUUACGUCAUCCCUAUUGUACAAGUGCUGAUGGAGAGGGUGGUGUGUGAAAUACGUGUCUUGGCUGUGCUACCUACGAAAGAGUUGGCUGAACAGGUUUGCAACGUUUUUUCGACAUAUGUUCUGGAAACCUCACUGAGCGUGGUCAUGCUGGCAGGUCUGAAGUCCUUUGCAGCCGAGCAGAAUUUACUUUCUAAACUGAGAUGUGGCCAGCGAAGGAGUUUGGCUGACAUUGUUGUGGCCACUCCCGGUCGACUUGUUGAGCAUAUCAACCACAACUCAGACUUCUGCCUGGAUCACCUUAGAUUUCUUAUAAUUGAUGAAGCAGACAGGAUGAUUGACAGCAUGGAUAAUUUUUGGCUCAGUGAGGUAAUGAAGGCAGUGUACAGGAAGACAAGAGGACCAGAGAAAAUGUCCAUCUUUACGAGAAGAGAACUCUCAUAUGUCACAGCUGCUUGUUUGUCUCCUCCUCAAAUGCCACUUCAGAAGCUGCUGUUCUCUGCAACACUCACCAAAAACCCAGAGAAACUGCAACAGCUGGGCCUUAACCAGCCCAGGCUUUUCAGUUCUGCAAGUUACAGCAACAAUGCUCAGCCAGUUGUUGGCGGCCAUAAACACGAGCCCUUUGAUUUCCCCCCAGGACUGUCGGAGUUUUAUGUGCCUUGUACGCUGAGCAAAAAGCCUCUCAUCAUGCUCCAUUUCAUCCUGAGACUGAAGCUCAGCCCCAUUCUUUGUUUUGCCAAUUCCAGAGAGACUGCUCACAGACUUUACCUGCUCAUCAAGCUCUUUGGUGGCGUUCAAGUGGCAGAGUUUUCCUCCCGGCUGCCUCCCCACAAGAGAAAGGCCACACUGAAGGCAUUUGAAGAGAAAAAGAUCCACCUGUUGAUCAGCACAGAUGUAGCUGCCAGAGGUAUUGACAUCACAGGGGUCAAAUGUGUUGUCAACUAUGAUGCUCCGCAGUUCAUCAGGUCGUACAUUCACAGAAUUGGAAGAACUGCAAGAGCUGGAAAAUCUGGCCUGGCCUUCACCUUCCUGCUUGGAAUACAGGAAAAUGACUUUCUUCACAUGGUGGCAGAAGCAGGAAGCCCAGGCAUCCAAAAGCAGACCAUUAGACCUUCAAACCUGUGGAGUAUGGAAGGCCAAUAUGAACAAGCAUUACAGAAGCUCGCUUCUGUAAUUAAGGAGGAAAAAUAUUAUCAAAGAUGAUGCCGAUAUUUUCAUGAGGUGACAAGGAUAUCAGCAAUAAAUUGUCAUCACUGCCAUACAACUAUGUUGAAUAAAAUUAUUUUAAUUUUUA